CCGUAGUGUUAAACAGGGAUAAUACAAAAAUAAAACCAUCCUGAGAUAAUAAACGUACGCUGAACUUGUUAAAGAUGAGAAUGACUACAGGAAUUCUGGUUGUGCUGUUAGUUUUUCAGACACUGAGUUUCACUGAGGAGAAAAAGUCUGUAAAAGUGGUGAUAGAGAAAAUGAGAUUCCUGAUUUCUGUGGAUCAUGGUCCCUUCGGAGGAUGUAAAGCUACAAUUCGAACACCAAAGCUUGUUCCUGGAACUCCAGUAAAUAAUACAAAGAGUAUGAAUAUCUCAACAUGUGACCACGGUAAACUGGUAUUCAAUGUUAGAUAUCCCAGAUAUCCACCUGAUCCUAAAGUAGCCUGUGCUGUUGAUGUCUCCUUCACGUCAUUUAACGUCGACAACCCACCUACCUGCACUAUUCCAUGGAACGUGACCUAUCGGUAUCCAACCGGACAAAGUUACUCAUCACUGCCGGGCUGCUACACGAAAGUGGUUCAGCCUGCAUUUGAUUUCUACCUUGAACAUGCUUAUUACUUUAAGAUCUAUGACUGGAAAGGACAUUUUGAGAGUUUUGAAGAUGGUGAAUAAAACUGUAUAUGAAUUCAUGUUUCUAGUCUACGACUACAUAGUAAAAAUAUGAACAUAAAACUUCAUCAGUAAUACUUAUACGGGAAUUGAAUUGAAUACUUCUUUUGCAUGCUGGGGAUUGUUUUUGUAUAU
Saccostrea cuccullata (small rock oyster) is the source of this 716-nucleotide messenger RNA. RefSeq lists its product as uncharacterized. Bases 75 to 584 code for a protein of 169 amino acids. Lineage: Eukaryota; Metazoa; Mollusca; Bivalvia; Ostreida; Ostreidae. The record is from RefSeq and is a predicted model, not a curated record. The transcript has 3 exons.